AUGCCUAGUCCCGGGCUGCUGCAAGCGCGAUGGCGCGGCAUCGGAGCAGCGCCGACGCAGCCACGAACUGGGACGGCAGUGCCGGCGCAAUCGUCAGCGGGGCCAAGCAAGGUCAUGACGGAGCCCUGCUCAGACACGGCCAUGAAGCCAACAGCCAGCAUGUCAAAGGGGAAGCAGAAGAAGACGAAAGAUUCGGAGGUCAAGACUGAGCGAAGUGGUCAUGAAAAGAAGAACAAAGGGAUUCUGUCGCAGCUGGACAAGGCACGCGCCAAGCGCGCGAGGCAAAAGCGCCGGAAGACGGCGCGGGAAAAGGCCAGAACAAAGGACCCCGAAGAAGCAUCGUCGUAUUUAGCGGCGUGGAAGGCGCACCAGGAUUUGGGGACGGCUUGGCGGUUCAACAAAGCCACCCAGGCUUGGCUGCUCCGUCACGCAUACGAACCAGAGCUGGUUCCCAAAAAGGUUUUUCAGCUCCUGCUGAGAUACCUGGCUGGCUUAAGUGGUGCCGCUCGUGAUCGUGCUGUGGCAGAAGCAGGUGCUCUUGUGACUUUGCAAGGCGCCGAAGUGCCCAAGGCUGGGGCCACGCAAUCGAAGCCGGCUCGGCAAAAGAGGUCACGAAAGCCGAAGGAAUCAGCAGCCAACGAAAAAACGGCGCCUGACAUUGUGGAGCCAGAGGAUGCAACAGAUCGUGCAGACGAGGAAGAG
This is a messenger RNA of Symbiodinium necroappetens, 702 nucleotides long. NCBI's taxonomy places the organism in Eukaryota, Dinophyceae, Suessiales, Symbiodiniaceae. The record is from the annotation of a GenBank genome assembly.